GCGCCUCAUUAGCAUUAGCUUCAUUAGCUUGUUAGCAUGCUCGUGCUCGUUAGCCGCGGUUAGCUCGUGCUUUAGCCGGGCCGCUCAUGAGGACCGUCCCCGCACAACAGUGCCUGCUGCCGCGUUUGCCUUGAGCGCCCAGAGGUCAGAGGUCAUGGCGCUGAUCGAGGGCGUGGGGGACGAGGUGACCCUGCUCCUCGCCGUCCUGCUGCUGCUCGCCGUCCUCCUGCUCGCCUGGGUCUCCACGGGAACACCCGACGCCACGCCGAGCGCCCGGAGCCCCGAGAGCACCCCCACAUCGCCCCAGGAGGACACGCCCACGUCGUCCACGUCCUCGCCGCUCGACUCCGCCCCCGCCGAAGCGUCGCCGCGGGACGCCGCCGCCGCGGGGGGCGGGGACAAGCCGGGGGAGGGGCUGAGGAGCAGAGGGAGGGACGAGAGGAACAGCCUCGUCCUCAGACUCAAAUUCCUCAACGACACCGAAAGAACAGCCACAGUCCAACCACAAGACACUAUCGGACACAUCAAACAGACGUACUUCUCGGGGCAGGAGAGUCGGGUGCGUCUCAUUUUUCAGGGUCAGUUGCUGCAGGACGACGGCGCCACCGUGUCGUCCCUGCACCUGUCGCACAACAGCGUCCUGCACUGCCACGUGUCCCAGCGCGCCCCGGGCCCGGCGCCGCGGGGGGCGGGGCCCGAGCAGGCGACGGCGGCGGCGGCGGCCAACGUGGGCGGGCUCAUGGUCCCUCUGCUGCUGCUCAUGCUGGUGGUUCUGUGGUACUGCCAGGUCCAGUACCGACAGUUCUUCACCGCCCCGGCCACCGCCACCUUAGCCGGACUCACCGUGCUGCUCAGCCUCGUCGCCUUCGGGGUUUACCGCCGCUGACCGGACCUGGACCGAGGACCGGACCGAGGACCGGACUCAGGACGCGGCUUGGACCGGACCGAGGACCGGGACUACAGCACAGACACUUUAACCUGAGCCUCGGCGACGUCUCCACACAAAUCUGGACAAAUCUUUAGUUUUUCAGUUUUUUUUUUUUUUUGUUUGUUUUUUUUUUGAAAGGAGGUGUUUUCUGGAGCUUUCUCUCAGGUUCCUCCAGGUUCCUCCAGGUUCCUCCAGGGUCCUCCAGGGUCCUCCAGGUUCCUCCAGGUUCCUCCAGGUUCCUCCAGGGUCCUCCAGGGUCCUCCAGGGUCCUCCAGGGUCCUCCAGGGUCCUCCAGGGUUCCUCCAGGGUCCUCCAGGUUCCUCCAGGUUCCUCCAGGUUCCUCCAGGUUCCUCCAGGGUCCUCCAGGUUCCUCCAGGUUCCUCCAGGUUCCUCCAGGGUCCUCCAGGGUCCUCCAGGUUCCUCCAGGUUCCUCCAGGGUCACAAACCCGUCCAAACAGGUUCUCGAGUCGUCCCUGAAUAUCAUUACGUCCCUCUUCAUGAAUAUUAAAUUUUUCUUCAUUAA
This is a messenger RNA of Boleophthalmus pectinirostris (great blue-spotted mudskipper), 1451 nucleotides long. RefSeq names its product transmembrane and ubiquitin-like domain containing 1 (gene tmub1). The transcript is spliced from 5 exons. Gene Ontology annotation, molecular function: protein binding. Lineage: Eukaryota; Metazoa; Chordata; Actinopteri; Gobiiformes; Gobiidae. The record is from RefSeq and is a predicted model, not a curated record. The coding region runs from base 155 to 886 and encodes 243 amino acids.